UGACGUCAGGAAGUGGAAAGUUAAAAAUGGCGUUGUUUGUUUCUUGGAGGUAUUGUUGGUUUUGCUUAUUUUUUGUCGUCUGUCUGGGACUAGAUGUAGGUUUGUCAUAUCCAGAUACAUAUUACAAUUAUUAUCAGCACAAUGAGUUACCCCAUGAUCAUUCUGUGGCCCGUCGCUCUGUUUCAACUGAAGAGGGAGGAUCUGGCAUGCCCGAAGCCUUACAUCCAACAACAGCAGUCACGGAAAUAGUGCAGAUCAAUGGGAGCAGUACUACGUCAGCGCCACCAGUUGGAGGUCCGCUCACAUCCAAGGGGACCUACGUUACGAGAGAGAGCAAUGUGACGCCAGUAAGCUCACAAGAUGUCAACCGAACAUCAUGGCCGACCACCACAAACAGUUCGGAGUCACACAGUAACUUCACAGCGCUCAAUGCAACAAUUCCAGUGAAGAAUAACACCAGCGGAAGUAAUGUGACAUUGGUGAUGCCCAAAGAAAUCUUGCCAGGAAACACUUCAGAUGCCAUCGAUGGCAUCUCCAUAGACCAGUUUUCGCGCCCGGUUGAUAACAUUACACUGAAGGAGCACAACAUAGCAAAGUACCAACAGGACCAUCAUCAGUACUACAACAGCUCCUUCAUCUCCAACAAUGAAAUGGUGGGACAUCAGUACUGGGUGAAUAUGACAGACAGAUUAGAUGUUCAGGUGAACGACAUGCUGUCACAAUCACAUCGGCGGGCCGCAACAGUGAAGUUAUCAUUUGACUUCCCAUUUUAUGGUCAUCUGGUUCGAAAUGUGACCAUAGCCACAGGAGGUUUUCUGUAUACUGGAGAGUAUGUCCAUUCAUGGCUUGCGGCAACACAAUAUAUAGCACCUCUCAUGGCCAACUUUGACACUAGCAUCUCAAACAACUCCUACGUAAAAUAUGUGGACAACGGAACGGCAUUCACUGUACAAUGGGAGAAAGUGGUACUGCAGGACAAGCCUGAUUCAGGAAACUUCACAUUCCAGGCAACACUGCACAGUAAUGGUGACAUCAUAUUUGUGUACCAGAAUGUUCCAGUUGUGAUCGAAAACAUUCAGGAUGACCAGCAUCCGGUCAAGGUUGGGCUGUCCGACGCUUACAUCAUUGACAGAACCAUCUUCUUUGUUCGCAGAAAGACUAUCUAUGAAUAUCAUCGUGUGAACUUCAAUCGCCAGGACAUCAAGAACUGGACAGUGAUUGUUCUCCAUGCUUUGCCAACUUGUGUGAACCACAGAGACUGUGCCAGCUGCCUGACCAUGUCCACGGGUUUUGAAUGCCAGUGGUGUCCAGUGGCCAGUAGGUGCUCCACUGGAAUGGAUCGACACCGCCAGGACUGGCUGCAUAAAGGUUGUGAUAAGAGUGCAUUGAGUGAAACAGCACAGUGCCCUCCUGCCCCAGUCAACGCGUCGUUCACACCUCAGGCCUCAAUAGAUGGACCGCCUAAUAAUAUAGUGGAUGGUGAGAUGAACGGUGUGACACAAACUGGUCGCAUUCAGAGCCCCGGGGAGAACGGUGGCAUGCAUGGAGACCAUAGUGUGUCCAUGAGCAUCUCAGGAAUUAUUGGUAUUCUGUUCAUCAUUGCAUUGGUGACAGGCCUGGGUGUCUGGAUACUCUAUGCAUACAGGAAUCCCCACACAGCAUCUGGACAGUUCCUCAUUAGGUAUCGGCCAAGUCAGUGGAGCUGGAAGAGGGGUGAGGCUCGCUACACAGCUGCAACAAUCCACAUGUGACCCCCUGAUCACUGUGUGGCAUGUGGACAUGUACAUAUUAUACCCUGCGAGUGAGAGCGAGAAAGUGCCUGUUCAGUUGCAUUUAAAAUUUGCUGUUUUAAUACGCAUGCUUCCAUUUAACAUUUCUCCAUUUUUAUAAUAUUCUGCAUGUUUCUGAGUUCUUUUAUAAACAGAAAAUUGCAUCUGUAUUUUUAAUAAUUGAAUUUUACACACACACACACAUACAUAUCAUGGUACAGUUUCAUACCCAGCUGUUACAGGCAAAGGAAACUGGUAUUUUGUAUUUUAAAUCAGCCUGUUCAGGAUGAGAAAGUGUUCCUCGUUAUAACAGCGGAACUGUGUAGACCAGCAGUGUCCUAAGUUCAGUGGUCACAUAUUGUCUUGCUCUUGUGAUACGGGAUUGAUAAUAAGUACAGAACAUGUUUGACAAAAUAUUUAUGUAACUGUGUCUUCCUAAUACUAUACAUCAUCUGUGCUUCCUUUAAAGUGGUUUCGAUGGGAUUGACAUAUAAAAUCCUUUCACUGCUGGUGAACAAAACAUACAUCUACCACCUGCUUUUUAUAUUGGCAGAACCAUGGAAAAACUCAUCCAUAGACACAGACAAUUUUUUUCAAAAUUUAGAAUUUAUUGGCCAGGUUUGGCUUAUAGGUAUAGUGUGGAACCGUGUCUCAUGUUACUUCCUGAGGAACAGAAGGCUCUAGAAAUAAAAAUCCUUUUAGCUUUGUUAUUUAAAAUUUUCUAACAUGUUAAGGUUGUUCUUGUAACUUGAGAUAUCUCACACUGGUUGUUACUGUGUUUAUUCCUAAGUGUACAGCUGUAAAAAUGCUGGAGUCUUUCUUCAUCUGUGUGAGAUCUGAGGUGUUCCUGGCAUUUACUGUGCAGAAGUACUAGCUCCUGGGAUGCCAUGUAGUCUUCCCUUAUGAUCAUACAUCCCCAUAGUGUGUCAGCAGUCUCGUACAGUGACAUAUCGUUCAGUUAUGGAUAUGUUGCUGCACAGUGCUACAAUUUGCAAAGUAAUAAAUGAUUUGAUGUUUUUGAUGAUCUUACACUUAUUAGGUGCCUCAAGUUGCAAGAAGAGAGAUUGAUUUGAGGAUGUGCUAAAAAUUAAGGGUAGUUUUGUACUUCAAGCUGCGUUUUGCAUGUUACAUAUUUGGAUAUGGCUGGAAAGUCAUGACUGCCCGCAGCCCAAGAGCAAGGUUUUGCAGCCGUGUUUAUUAUUACAUAAACUGGAAGAACA
This is a messenger RNA of Cryptotermes secundus, 2989 nucleotides long. RefSeq names its product plexin domain-containing protein 2. The record is from RefSeq and is a predicted model, not a curated record. Lineage: Eukaryota; Metazoa; Arthropoda; Insecta; Blattodea; Kalotermitidae. Bases 27 to 1751 code for a protein of 574 amino acids. The transcript has 10 exons.